UUGUAGUAAACAAAAAUAUGUUUUGCGGCGUUCUAGUAUUAUUAUAUGGGUGUUUACCUAAGGAUUUCUUGUAGCAACGUGGAGCGAGUUCCCUACAGAAGCUUGUGAAGGCUCAUGGUACACCUGGUGGUUGUUCGUUGCGUGGCUGGUGAACCCGUUCGUGUCCUCCGUCCUGGUACUCCUCUUCAUACUUCUGCCAAACGAUUCCGACUUGUGGCUCAAAUUGUAUUGCCCGAUUUUUGUCAUGGAUGCCAUUGAUUUAGUGAACUUUUGUGCUGAGUUUUUUACAGUGGAACUGAUUGUGACGAGGAACCGUUGUAAUCCACGUCGUUUGGGCUUGAAGAAAUUUAAAGACUGGGGCUUAUAUGUGGAUGCUCUGUCCCUAUUGAUUCCGCUUGUUACAUUAUUUACGCACGAUUGGGAAUACCAGACAACCAGAUUAUUCAGACUCAAAUUCUUUAUUGAUUUUGAGUUCCAUUUCUGCAGGGGUUUUCGGAGUCAAAAAGCACCAUAUGUUUUGAAGUUAGCGAUUAUGAUAUUAUUGCUACACAUUUUUACGUGUGGCUGGAUCUUUUUUGCAUGUCGAGAUUCAAAAUUCCCGAUUCCGCUCCCGAGUGAUAUUCGCCACUUGAACAAAACUGUAGAUUUUUCCCAGUGGGUCCAUCCUGAUGACAGACAAGGCGGUUGUGCCCGUUCCACGAGAAAUGCCAUUACAGACGAACAUGGCCGAAUUAUGCCCUCUUUUGUAGUGCCCAAAUAUUGGCCACACGAUUAUGUCGUCGCAAUGACUUAUAUCUUGUUAAUACAUACCCAUACUAGUAUUGAUACGGUGAUCGCUUUGUCACUCAAACAAGUAUACUAUAAAGUUUUUGUGACAUUCUUCAUGUACUUACUGGACAUAUGGGUCAUGGCAGUGGCCAUCAAUUUUGCGUUCAAUAGGAUUCGCGUACUCUACGCGUACGACUUCAAUGUUCAGACAAUGUUAACUUAUUUCAUAAACAAUGGUAUCUGCGUGUCUCUGGCAGAAAUGGUAAAAAAAUAUGCGGAUCAAGUUUGGACUAGGCAAAAAGGUGAUUGGCUUCCUGAGUUAGUGUACCAAGCGCCCCUUUGCUUGCGACAAGACCUGUUUACUGCAUUGUACAUACACCAUUUGGAAGCACCCCCGACUUAUCGGAGACUACCCGACUACUUCAAAAGGCAGUUAUGCGCAAGAUUCUCCAGGGUAGUUAUAUUUCCAGGCAAGUGCAUAGUGCGUGAGGGAGACACAUUCAAUACCACCUACUUCAUUCAUGAAGGUGAAGUGGAGAAGUGGUAUACUGAUAAUGCCGGCGAAGGACAAUUGAUGUCUGUCCUUUACACCAAUGGAUACUUUGGGUGCAUUUCUGGGCUGUUUCGCAAUGCUGGCUUUCAGUUUUCGUAUUACACUCGAACGGUGGUGGAUUUAGUGUAUCUUGAACUGUCUAACUGGGAAGAUCUAUUGGAGAGUUACCCAGACGUCAAGAUGAUGCUAUAUGGCGUCACAAAAGAAUUGAGAAAAGAAAGCGCAAAAAAUGCACAUGGUAAACCUCGGGCUAGCGAAACGUACUCGGGCUCAGGCUCGGGCUGAAAAUAAAAAAAGACUUCAAAAUGCAUUUUUUUACCUGAUUUUGCAGCAUUUGGCAAAAAAGGAAAAUAUUUUUCAGAACCCUUUUUCUUAUAGUUCUUA
Helicoverpa zea (corn earworm) is the source of this 1705-nucleotide messenger RNA. RefSeq lists its product as uncharacterized. The record is from RefSeq and is a predicted model, not a curated record. The coding region runs from base 245 to 1606 and encodes 453 amino acids. NCBI's taxonomy places the organism in Eukaryota, Metazoa, Arthropoda, Insecta, Lepidoptera, Noctuidae. The transcript is spliced from 13 exons. Gene Ontology annotation, molecular function: protein-containing complex binding.